This is a messenger RNA of Syngnathus typhle (broad-nosed pipefish), 7430 nucleotides long. RefSeq names its product sphingomyelin phosphodiesterase 3 (gene smpd3). Lineage: Eukaryota; Metazoa; Chordata; Actinopteri; Syngnathiformes; Syngnathidae. Gene Ontology annotation, cellular component: cytoplasm; extracellular region. Bases 4008 to 6644 code for a protein of 878 amino acids. The record is from RefSeq and is a predicted model, not a curated record. The transcript is spliced from 10 exons. Gene Ontology annotation, molecular function: sphingomyelin phosphodiesterase activity. Gene Ontology annotation, biological process: sphingomyelin metabolic process.
AUCUGUCAUCUUUUAAACUGCUUUGUAUUAUUAAUGCUUUGGAUUACUUUCUCUUGUAAUAGAUCUAAUGGUUGCUUUGUUGAAAAAAACAUCAAUUAAUCAAUCAAUCAAUAAACAUAAGUGUAAAGAACUGCACAUUUACAAUGGCAAAGCGCUAAAUCGAAAUGAUCAAAAUGAUUGAUACCCUGGUUUGCAACAAGCUACUUUAUUUCUGCAGAGGAAAAAUUUGAACUCAUUUGAGGGUCAUGUUGUAAAAAGUAAAAGUAGGCUACUCAUCUGUUUUGCCACUAGAGUGCACUGCAAGGCAGAUUAAUAAAACAGCUGAAAGGUCAUCUGAUAGGCUCCUCAUCUACAGAAUCGCCUCUAAUAACAAGCUCUACAUAACUGAAUCAUUCAUUAGACGUAGUAAGAGGCAAUUUGAGCCACUAUACCUUUUGAGGUCUCCAACAUGGACAGCUGGUUCAUUUUCUGUGACUUUUUUUCUUUUUUUGUAGUUUCUGGCUGACUCCCGGUCAGAUACGCCCAAAACUCUUCUGUCAUAAUGACAGAGCAAAGAACCCAAACAGCAAUCGGCCGGUUUUGUAAGACAGCUACUCUUUACUUUGAGUGUGGUUAUGCCCAUUUGAUGUCUCUUUGAAUGGAAAAUGAAAUAGUGGGAAUUUGUAACACUUUGAAAUUCUCUAUGAUCUGUCAGCCAGGUGGUCCUGCUAAAUUUUAAGUAUUAAAAGAACUGGGGGGGCGAUUUCCCCAAAUAAAAUGUGCCGGAACGACUUCCUUUAUGAACAAAUCAGGUUCUACAUGAAACUUUCAUUUACAAACUACCUCAUUUGGCUUUUUGCCACGCUGCCUCACCAACAUUAGCGUUGUGUGUGACGUGUAGCCUUGUUUCCUCUUAAUUAGCUAAAUUACUUGCAUUGACUUGUAUUGGGACGCUCUUGGCAUGGAUACACUAUAGCGCAGCAAAUCCGGCCUGCCACAUCAUUUUAUAUGUGGCCCACUAGAGCAAAUUACGUGCACUGGCUUUAUUUCUUGCCGAAUGUCCUAAUUUUUAAAUUGUCUUCACAUUGAAAAAAAACGGUGUGAUAUUGGAAGCACCUUUUAUUACUUUUAAAGUAAAUAUAACAUUAUUUGAACCUGUGGGACACAACCACUGUUAUUAAAAAAAAUCACUCAUCACUUGAUCUGACACUGUUUUCAUCUCCGUCUGUCCUUGCUUGCUCAGUGUCCUAUCCUCAACUCUUAAAACACUUUGCGUCUACUCCAAUUUAGUGUGAAGAUUUUUGACAGCCAUUCUUCACCUGCAUACGUAGGUAGUUAGUGCCAAUUAGGAACAAACAGCCUUAGUUUCUUAUAUAUUUGAGUUUUCUUAAGCUGUAUGCCAUAAUCAGCAAUAUUAAAAUAAUAAAAGGCUUGCAAUAUUUCAGUUGAUUUGUAAUGAAUCCAGAAUGUAUGACAUUGUGGUUUUUUUAAUUGCAUUACAGAAAAUAAAGAACUUUAUCACAAUAUUCUAAUUUUCUGAGACAGUCCUGUAUAUUACCUUGGUUUCAUUGCACUUAUUGCUUGGGUGAGGAAGAGAAACUGAUUAUUAAUGCACGUACUGUUCACCGGGAAUUUGCCAUUUGCGACCUCACUGAGCAUUAGAGCCCCACAAUGGGGUAGGCUCUAAGCCCACUAUUGUUUCCUUCGAUGACCGCUACAGUAAUGCAAUGAAGAAAACACCACAAUAUAAAAUAUGCAAAGGACCUAAUUGAAUAGAUCCAUACAACCAGGAAAAAGAGGAAGUGAAUUAAAAGUUGAAGCAGAGAAUACUUCUAAAUCUUUAUUAAAUUAAAUAAUAAUAAUAAUAAUAAACUCUUUAGACACCACCACCCUGUGCAGUCCAGCCACACUUUCUCAUAUAGGUUAACAUCAAGAAAAACACAAUUCUCAUGUUUAACCAAAGCCUCAAAGUAUUGGAAAUGAUAAAAAUGAAUAAAAGAGCAAAGGAGAAAUGGACAGAAGUGAAAUGGGAGAAAAAAUGCAAAGGGUGGAGUCAUCGUUGCUAAAUGAGGGCUUGUAAUGACAAGGCGUCUUGGAGUUUAAAAGGUAUAAUUACUUCAGGAAGGUUAUUCUGAGGGGAAUCUGGGAAUAGGCCACCCUCUAUGCUGAAAAUGACUGGGUGGAUGUGGAUGGGGAAAGUGUGUAUGUGUGUGUGUGUUUAAAAAAUAAAUAUCCAUUCCAUAUACAUUUCUAUAUCACAGUGGGAAGAUCAAAUUUGAUAUUUAACCAAAAAUAGUUAAAAAACAUGUUUUCUUAAAUAGUUUAAAAAAAAAAAUCAUUAAUGCUACAAGUCAAUUCAAAACAUUCAUUGGUGAAUGCUCCUCUGAGGUAGACAUUUGCAUGAAUCUGUGGUGAACAUAAAUUGAGUGAAAUCCCUUGUCCAAUGGGGUUUGGAACCUAAAAGAACCAACACUUCCAAAAGGGUCUGAAAGUGGAACAGUCAAAUUUUAUGUCAAUGCUUUGAACAGAUUACAUGUCCUGCGUUUUAAUGGGGCCAUUUGCCAAAGGGUAUUCAAACGUAAUCUAAUUCUGAGAGAAGUUUCCUGAAGUCCUGAAGAGUUUCCGUACUGCCACCACCAACUAUUGACCUGGCGUGCACAAAACAGUAUAAUCAUGGUUCAAGAACUGAAUCUGUUCAGAGACUCCAUUCAUGUACGGAUAUAUUCUCAACUGAAGAAGAAUCCAAACAGAGGACUAGAACAACUUAGCGUUCCGCUACGUACGCAAGUUUCUUUUUUGUGUGUUUGCUCCUUUAUUUGAUCAAAGAUGCACUGUCUUUAGAUUGCUUUUGCAUAAACAUGUGAGAUUUCCAUCCCUGCCUCCCUCAUAAGCAGAAAACCAAAAGAGAGAGAGUGUUGAUGGCAGAGAAGAUGCAGCUGUUAAGUGCCACAGUUCGCUACAUCAAAAAAUGUCAAGUCGACCAUUUUCUUCAGUGCCAGAUGAGAGAAAAUAAGAGGCCCAGCAUGUUUUCCUUCUGUACACGCCUAUGUGGUUGACCCAAACUAGGGAGGGGAAAAAAUCCCCAGCAGGCCAAGGAGCAGUUAGCACAGUGCAGGCCACAUACUGUAGUAUGAGGAAGUCACAUUUUAGCCUCAUUACUAAUCAGACACCUUACUAAUCAAUCAUACAAUACAACGACAAUCCGUCCGGUACCGGAGUCAAAUUCCUUAUUUGCCAUGCUCAAACUUGUCAGAUAAAAAUGGAUUUGAUUUGAUUCUCAAUAAAUUAAUCGACCAUGAAAGUAGCAUUAAAAGUUUAGAUUUUCUUUGAAUGUGACAAAUGAUAGAUAUCAUAUUAGUUUUUAGGAUUGCUGUUAUUUGCAUUUGAAUUUCUACUCAGCGUUGCUUUUGUUAAUGAUUCAAGAUCCGCUGCCUGGCAUGUCAACGUGGGAGUAGGCGUGGCGUCGCGGCUUGGCAGUGACGUCAUUGGAGAGCUGUUCGAAGUCGUACGGUGCUGAACAGACAUCGCUCGUCGUCUUUCUCUUUCGCUCAGUCUCGCUGGCCAGACUGCUGGUUCGGGAAGGUUGGCUUCCCAUCAGCUCUUCAUUGGGGAGAUAAUACACGCACGCGCACGAGGACCCCAGACGAUGCACACCUUGCCUUCAACAAAUGUAGGCGAGAUUCCCGAUCCGUACGGUCCUGAAAAAUGGUGAUGUUACAUGGAUUCCUCCUGACGUCACUGAAGUCCUUGCAAGAAUAGUUCCAUCAUGGCCACCUCCUAUCAUCAGUCUAGAAAAGUUACCAUCUGCAGAUGGUAUAAUUGUUGAAGACUCCCUAUGAACAUAAAAAUCCAAAUCAUGUAGUGCAGAUUUUAGCAAAUCGAAGGGUCUUUUCAAGAUUUUUGUUUUGUUUUAAUCUCUCAGUCUUUUGCUUGUGGAAAGACGUGUGUUUUUUUGUCAAUCAGAGUGUGGACAGUGAGCGAGGUGAGAAGAAAGUGACCGUUACUUUGUUAUAUUAAGAAAGACAGAGAUGGUCCUCCACAUCACCCCUUACUCCAGUUCCUGUCUUCACUUCCUGGAUGGCUUGUCAUGGAGCCUGGUGUUUCCCUGUUACUGGCUCCUGGAUCAGCUCCUGGCCUCCUGCCUGGCCACUUCACUCGAGAAGCGCCAGCGUUCUCAGGAUCCGUGUUCCCUCCUCACUUUGUGUGUCCUAAUAAUGGUGCCUCUUUACUUGCUCCUUCUCCUCGCCUCUCUGCCUUUUGCCCUUCUGGGCUUUGUCAUCUGGGCUCCUCUGCAGGCCAUCCGUCAACCCUAUCUGUACACCUACCACAGACUCGAAAAGCGCCAAGCUGAACAAGGUGAUCCUACGUCAGGGUUUGUUGGGAUCAGGGACUGGAGACCUCAGGGCAAGAGCUUCUGUUUCUGCAGUGCCAACGUUUGCCUGCUGCCGGACUCUCUGGCCAGGUUCAAUAACCUUUCAGACACACAGAGGAGAGCACGUGAAGUUGGUAAGAGGAUCAGGAAUGGUGCCUGUCGGCCUCAGAUCAAAAUCUACAUUGACUCGCCAACCAACACGUCCAUCAGCGCGGCCUCCUUCAGCAGUCUAGCCACAGGGUUUCGUCGUACUUCAUCCUUGGACCAGCGGCCAGAUCAGACACACAUUAUGAAUGGCCCAGCAGACACUGAAAAUGAACCACUUGCCGAGUGUCCCAUUCACCCUGCCGGUGCUACAGACUGCCCGCUUCAUCCUGCAGGAAUUCACGGAACCUCAGACUGUCCCCUUCACUCAGAUGCAGGAAGCACAACCGUGGACUGCCCCCUUCACUCUGUGGAGAAUAACAACAGCUCGGACUGCCCUAUACACACCUUGGCAGAGGCUCCAGAAUGUCCGAUGCACUUUUCCUGUCAUAGUGGCCUCGGUAAUCAUGACUGCUCCAUGCACGGGAAGGAGACGCAAGCUAAUGAUGACUGCCCCAUGCAUGGAAAGGAGACACAAGCUAAUCAUGACUGCCAAAUGCAUGGAAAGGAGUCACAGGCUAAUCAUGACUGCCCCAUGCAUGGAAAGGAGACGCAAGAUACUCACGACUGCCAAAUGCAUGGAAAGGAGACACAGGCUAAUCAUGACUGCCAAAUGCAUGGAAAGGAGACACAGGCUAAUCAUGACUGCCCCAUGCAUGGAAAAGAGACGCAAACUAACCAUGACUGCCAAAUCCAUGGAAAGGAGACGCAGGCUAAUCAUGACUGCCCCAUGCAUGGAAAGGAGAUGCAAGCUAAUCAUGACUGUCAAAUGCAUGGAAAAGACCAACAAGCUAAUUAUGACUGCGCCAUACAUGGAAAGGAGACACAAGCUAAUCAUGACUGCCCCAUGCAUGGAAAGGAGACGCAAGCUAAUCAUGACUGCCCCAUGCAUAGAAAGGAGACACAGGCUAAGGCCUCCGCAGAGUGUCCACUUCACACCUCAAGUGUUCAAAUCAGCAUCAGUGCCCCUGAGCCAGACCCCCACGAGAAAGAGGCAGGAACAGGGAACCAUCAGUCAGGGGAGCUGGCAGGAGGUGAUGUGGGCAGCAUGACCGCCUCAAGAGAAUCUCUUGCUCGGUACCAUGGAAGCGAUGGCUACGGAGUGAUAUCCUCGAACAACACCCUCUCGCACGUGCCUCGCACCUCAAUAUUCAAACGCCCUGGUAGAAAGCGCCGCCACGGAGAUGAGACUUUCGACCAUGACAUUUCUGCAUUUUUCCCUGCCAACUUGGAUUUCCUUGCCCUACAAGAAGUGUUUGACCAUAGUUCAACAACACGACUGCGGCAGCAGUUACACCGCUAUUUUCCCUAUGUGUUGAGUGAUGUUGGGCGAUACGGCUGGAAGGGCUGCUGUUCCAGGUUCAAAUUCCUAAACAGCGGGCUGCUGCUAGCUAGUCGCUACCCAAUCCUGGAUGCACGUUAUGAGUGCUACCCCAAUGGAAGAGGAGAAGAUGCACUGGCAGCCAAAGGAGCACUCUUUGCCAAGGUUCAUGUGGGCACUUCUCAUCAAGAGCAAAGGGUUGUGGGAUAUCUCACAUGCACUCACCUCCACGCCAUCGAAGGUGAUGCCUCUGUGCGAUGUGAACAGUUGGACUUGUUGCUCCAGUGGGGGGCAGAGUUCCGCCAGGCUUCAUCACAUCAUUCUGAAGGGGAAAAAGUUCUUGAAGACCUUGUAGCCUUUGAUGUCAUUCUGGGUGACCUCAACUUUGACAAUUGCUCUUCAGAGGACAAGUUGGAACAACAACAUGCACUUUUUUCUAUCUACAAGGACCCGUGUCGCCAGGGGCCAGGAGAGGACAAACCAUGGGCUUUGGGUACAUUGCUGGAUCCCAGUGGCCUUUAUGAUGAUGAGGUCAGUUCACCAGAGAGUUUACAAAAAGUGAUGGAGAACGAGGAGGGCAGAAAGGAGUACCUGGUGUUUCCUCCCAGUAAAAGCCAUUGUCCCUCCAGCAGCCAGAAGGGAAGGAACAUUCCACUUAAAGGCAAUGGACGCCGGAUUGACUACAUCCUUUACAGUGACGAGGGCCUGCAACAGGACUGGAAACUGGAAAUAGAGGAGUUCAGCUUUGUAACACAAUUGGCUGGCCUCACUGAUCAUCUGCCCGUCGCCAUGCGAUUGGCAGUCUCCACAGGAGAGGAAGACUCCUAGAAUGACCACCUGUACUACCAUUGAAGCGUGAUGGACAACAAAGAUGAACAAAUUAUGUUUUUAUGGAUAAAGAACAUCUUGAGAAGGAAGGUUUCGAGUGGCCAAAAUGGAAUAUAAUCCCAUGGAUAGGGGAUAUAAAACACGAAACUGUGACUGAGGGUUGGGUCAAUUACAAUACAAAAUAAGAAGAGUAAUUUCACAUCCACCUUGCACACUAAUACUUGUAAUCUGCCAUUGCCAGUGUCUGAUAUCAUCUGGCCUCUUCGUUGUUUGCACUGUGGACAACACACUUCGAUUGCACCAUGAGUAAAUUGUUUCGAGUAGUUUGUUAGUUAGCGAGCAGUGUCCACAUUCACAGACGAUGCUGGGGCUCACAAAUGGAGGCAUUUUGCCAUUUUGAUUCAAGGGUGCCAUAGUGACUCAAACAACAUGAAGCGGAAGUGCGGAAGUUUUGUGCUUGGGGGACAAAGUAAGAGAAACAACUGCAACUAGAGCUUCUACGAUAACCAUCUGUGUCACUGUGUCAUGCUCCCCUCCCAAUUUAUCUUACCUGUCCAUUACCUCAACAAGUGUCUUCUUUAACAAAUACAAUGAUAACUGAAGAAACUAAAGUAGUGUGAUUUCUAUUGGUUUUUUUUAGGGGGUUCAAAUCCUUAAUAGAAUAUAAAGCAUUUUAAAUGAAUAACUAUUUCAAAAAAAAGUACGGGAAAAGGUUUUCCAAUUUCAUGUUUGUAGCAUGUUUUACAGUUUUGACAAGUGAAAUAAAGAAAGAGGUUUUUAAGCUUU